Messenger RNA from Musa acuminata AAA Group (dessert banana), 354 nucleotides. RefSeq names its product non-specific lipid-transfer protein 3-like. The record is from RefSeq and is a predicted model, not a curated record. Gene Ontology annotation, biological process: lipid transport. Gene Ontology annotation, molecular function: lipid binding. The transcript is spliced from 2 exons. Lineage: Eukaryota; Viridiplantae; Streptophyta; Magnoliopsida; Zingiberales; Musaceae. Gene Ontology annotation, cellular component: membrane. Bases 1 to 354 code for a protein of 117 amino acids.
AUGGCUCGUCUCUUGUUGCUCGUAGCGAUUCUGGCGGCCGCCAUGCUGAGGGCGUCGUCGUACACGCACACGGACUGCGGGAUAGCGCAGACGGCGUUCGGUGAAUGCGUGCCGUACGUGAUCGGGAAAGACCCGUCGCUCUCGGACAAGUGUUGCACCGCCGUCAGGGCCAUCAAGGAGCUGAUACCCACGGUGGAGGACCGCCGGGCGAUCUGUGCAUGCCUCGUGCAAGAACUCAAAGAUGCCGGAGAUUCUGUCGACUCGUCAAAGGCCAAAGGCCUUGCGGGGGGUUGUGGCGUCUCCACUGACGUCAUCCCCACCAGCCUCAGCUUUGACUGCUCCAAGAUUGCAUGA